AAAAGAAAACAGAGCGCAUCCAAGAGCAUCGCCACCGGCAGUCUAUAGGCAUCAGAGCUCCGACUUUUGGGCACAACUUUUGAAUAAAAUAGCCAUCCAAGCUGUCAACUAGAAACAGUGACAUGGAUUUACUGUCACCAAAUGUCAGCAUUGCUAGCUUUGAAGAAAUGAGCAUAUCAGAAAAGGCAGACUGCAAGGAGAAACUAUCAUGGUCUGAUGGUCAGAGCUGUGGUUACCCGGACUGCAUCUACUUUGCUGCAGCUGGCAUUUUUCAGAAUAUUCAUGUGGAAAAGCCUCUUGAUCGUAAAUUAGUGAGUUAUGGCACUGUCAGAAAGGAGCCGAUGAUGGAAAUAAAAGAUGAGACGUCCAAGCAUCUGUCAUUUGAACUAGCAUUCAGCGCCUUGAAGUAUCAGGAUUUAUUGGAAGAUCUGCUUGUUGACAGCUAUUUCUACUCUUCUCAAACAAUUCCUGAUGACCUUAACAGCUUAGUUGUGGUAAUGUUGUAUGACUUCCAAGACCGAAAGUUUCAACCCAGAGUGUGCUGUUCUGAUGAGGAGAUUGAAGAUGUAAGACAAGUGGAAAAAUAUCUGUUCAGUUAUAAAACAAAACUGGCUGCUUCCCUGGCUCGCUGUCGUAUUAAGCAUGAUAUUCCUUCUAUUGAUUUUAUUUUACCUGAAACUGUAAGGAAAAAGCAAGAGAAUGCCUCAACUCUUCCCCUUUAUGCAUGGGUGAAUACUUUCAAAGCAAGCCUUGAAGAUGUUUGCUGUUCCUUAGAGAAAGAGGGAUUUUCAAAAGUGAAAUCAAUCACUGAAUUUGAGGGAUUAACUUUCUGCCAGGACUUGCACUGCGAGGAUUUGUUGAUUUUCCCUGCUCACCUAAAAUAUGACCUUUGUGGGAUGGAGGUUUUUAAAGACAAUAAGCUAGUUAUUCAGGAUAAAUCUCGUAGUUUGGCUGUACAUGCUGUGAAGGCCUUGGUGAACACAGAUGAUGAUAUCCUCAUCGUGAAUGCAGCGUCGGGUUUGACAGUCACUCACCUGUCUGCAGUGCUUACUCUUGGAACGGGCAAAAUAUUUGCAUGUGGUGUAAAAUCAGAAUUGGAUCAGGAGCAACUACAAAAUCUGUUCAUGCAACUGGAGUGUAAAAAUAUAAAAAUGCUGCCAGAGAAUUUCAAAGAUAUUGAACCAACAGACUCAAGGCUACAGAAGGUUAAAAUUAUUUUGCUUUUGCCUCAGUGCUCAGAAUCUGGAGUUAGCAACCCAGUUGAGUUUAUCCUAAAUGAAAAAGGAGAUCCUGGACUUCUCCAAGACCUUUCCCAAGGAUCAAUAUCAGAAGAUAAAAUGAAUGUCCUUGUUGAGAGCCAAACACAGGAUCUGACACAUGCACUAAAAUUUCCUAAAGUGCAAGCUGUCGUCUACAGCACAUGUUCAAUUUACCCAGAAGAGAAUGAAGAGCUUGUGAUGAAAAUAUUGCAGGACCAACCUGAAGGGAAUAAACUACAGCCUUACAGGAUCAGCCCACCAUCACUCCCUCUGUCCUGUGCCUCUGAUCUAAACAGCCCCCGCAAUCUUUUUUUCAAGAUGGAUCCAUCUGAGAUUGCCAAUGCCUGCUUUGUGGCUGUUUUAACACGAGCGGAAGAUCUUACAUUUACUGCUCCUAAACACAUUUUAGCUCGGGCGAUGGCAAAAGGAAUUUUAGAUGGUAUCAGCCCUCCGAAAUCACCAAAGAAAGACAGAAGAAAAUCAAAGUCAACAGUACGGUUAAACUUCUCCAGCAGUGGGACCCAGGCCAAAAUUGCAGAGUUUAUAAACCAAGAAUGUAAAGAUGGGACAAUCAGCAGAGUGAAUAACAAUACUAGUGGCAACAAUUUUCAUCGAGCACAAUUAAACUCUAACAUGGCCAGUUCCUCCCGGAGACUGCCAGGUCCAUCUUUUACGAGUCCCCGGCGGAGCUUUAAUAAUGGCGCCAGCAUUAUUCAGCCUGUACCAGUGAGACCCAGAAAAGAAGACAAAAUGAGAGUCCUGAAACCAGUCGAGCUGGUUUUCCCACCAGUUACACUGCCUUGUUGCAACUCCUUAGUAAAUAAAAGGCAAACCACUCCUCGCCUCUCAUAUAUUCAUUGGAGGGGAACCAAUGUGAAUGUGAGGACCUCACUAGCAAGAUCUUACUCAGUGCAUGUGGCUAAAUCCAAAGAGACUCUACGCCCCCCACUGGUAUAUCACCCACGCCCCUGGUGUUGAGAACAAAAAACGGAUUCAACCUUUGGCUGAUUUUCUGUUCCCUCUUCUCUCAGUUUGACUCACAGGAUCCAGAGCCUAAUGGGAGGACGCAAAUACCAGGCGUAGAUGGGGAUGCUGGGACAACAAUGUACCUCUUUGCAGAGCAUGAUUCACUUUGCUUGUCUGAUUUGAAAGGAAAUUUGAACAACUCAUUCUAGCUUAUUUUCUAAUCUGAUCUAAGAAGUGAACAUGAACUCAUUGUGAUUGGGAGACUCUGUGGUCAGAGGCCUUGAAAGGGACAAGCCAUCUGAAGUGCUACAACCUCAUUUUUAGAUGCUGAAAAUAGAAGAAAUGGGAGAACAAUGAACAACAGCAAUAAACUCCAUUACAAUGGGCUUGAAACAUGAGCACAGCGUUUCUCCAUCACGAUGAGUCAAGGCUUUCAUCAGCAUUGCUUGGGCGCUUUGGGUCAUGUCAUCGUCGGUAUCUGUGCCUGCCAUCAUAUUGUGGCAGCUUUUCUAAUCUCGUAUUGGCCAAAGAAAGAUCAACAAUAUCAGCAACAUACUGUAAAUCCCAGCCAUCUGGCAACAUUGCCCAUGCAUUACAGUUAGGGAAUGGCGUGCGGACGUAUGGGACUUGAUCUUCUAGAAACGGUUUUACAUCUUAGUUGAACAAGUGCAGUAAUGCUGGUCUCUGGUUGUCUUGCACCCACUUGAUAUAUAAAAUAUACGUAUAAAGUGACAAUUUCCCUGUCUGGCAUACUCGGCCCACUAUUAAAUGGAAAGAUCAUGUCACAUUUUGCAACUUUUCUGGCAAUUUUCAGUUGUAACCCUCAUUUUAAUAGUCUUAGUGAGUCUGAGGCAUUCUGUGAUGUGAUCCUGUGAAGUCAGCUGCCUAAUGUUACAUAUUCAAUGGUCAGCUUCAACCACAGCUUCCUCCGAUAAAAUCAAGCAAGUUUGAUUUUUUUCUUUAGUCGUAUGGGUAAGCUCUGUGUGGAUGAGAGCCGACAACCAAUGAAUGCUCAUCCGGAAGUACAAUGCAUGUAAUGCAGUGAUGAAGAAUGAGGAAUAUGGGGGUUUUGGAAUUCACAACCAAAAUGAUGCCUUGCAUUUAGUGUACCACAGCAGAAUGGAAAAGGAAAAAAGGGUUAAGACUGUGACUAAAGUCUCCAUACCUGUUAAUCCCUCGUACAACACCAGCACUGCUGUUGGCUGUCAUAAAAAGAGUUGAGCACGACUGCACUGGAAGAUCGUCAUGUUGACACUAAAUCACUAAAUAUAACAUGUCCAUUGAAUUAGAGUCAAGUAAUUGAUAUGGUUCAGUGACAAGAUCAGCAUCAGUCAGGAAGUCUAACAUACCCACAACUAAAAGACACAUAAUGUGACAUCGGUUUUAAGUCCUGGUGCAAAAAAAGUGUGCACAAGGGAAAAGAACCCAACAAAAUUGGUAAAGGAGGCAGGAAUGGAAAAUGAAGUCAUUCAGUUACUCCAUAGACACACUGAAAAACCAAAGCAUAGUUGAAUUUGUAGGUCACAACGGUUAUAUUGCUUAUAAACGUGCUCAAGAUGUCAAGUAGUUCUAAGAGCAAACUCAUUUGUUACAGAAGAGUGGAAUGACCUUUGUUUUAUACACCUGCCCAUAAAAAGAAGAUCUUCUCACCUACAGUACUGAAGACCUAACAGGAUCAACCUCAAGAAAGUGAGUCGAGCUGAGAGCGGAGCACAGGAAGUGCCCUCACUGACCUGCAGGCAUCGAACGCAGGUGGACGACUGACCCCCGACAAAGCCGGCGCUCCUCUGAGAGAAAUGGAAUGGAAUAAAUGAACCUUUAAUUAAGUGAGCUAAAUUCAAUUUCACUUGGAAAUUUAUAUUUGUAUAUUUUUAUACAUUUUAAUUAAAAAGUACAUUUAGUGAGUAUAACAAGAAAAUAUUUUUUGUACUAAUUCAAAUUUAUUGUAUGUAGCUACAGAGAUGAAAAUACAAUAAAA
This is a messenger RNA of Polypterus senegalus (gray bichir), 4203 nucleotides long. Its product is annotated as putative methyltransferase NSUN7. The record is from RefSeq and is a predicted model, not a curated record. Lineage: Eukaryota; Metazoa; Chordata; Cladistia; Polypteriformes; Polypteridae. Bases 123 to 2237 code for a protein of 704 amino acids. Gene Ontology annotation, molecular function: methyltransferase activity. The transcript has 12 exons.